CCAGCAUGGCGGCCGCGCGCGCUGCCGUACGACCAGCACUCAGGCUCCUGCUUAGCCGCGGCCUGGCCCCUCGCUAUGCCCCGCCGUGCCCGCCACAACCGGCCCGCGCAGGCAGAGUCGACAUCUGGAGCCCCUGCGGCGGAGUUAGGAGCGGCUCCCACGUCCGCAGCUGGGAGAGCGGGGCCGGGGUGGUGGGGGAGGACGGAGAGGAGCCCGAGGAGGAGGAGAAGGGAGAGCUGCUGAGCCCGGAACCACUGCCGCUCAGCGACCCGGAGGGAAGGAAGGCACACGACACAGAGUGUCAGGUGGCGAGGCCGCCGCGCUGGUGCACGCAUUACACGGCUGAUCUGUGAUGCGGACCCUGGUGGCGCACUUGGGGAUUCCCAGAGAGCAAGUUUGUCUUUGGCAAGGGAAACUACCCAGCUGACGGAGAAGACCAAGGAAUCUGUGCACAUCAUGUGUGUGUUUCUGAACAUGGAGAGGAUGACAGCUCUGACCAAGAAGACCCUGCAGAGUGCCUGGGGUGUCCAUGUGAUGGACAGGUUCACUAUUGUCCUGCACAUAUUGUGCUGUGAUGCCCACCCCAGGAAGGCCUGGCUGCAGCUGGCACUGGUGGAGCUUCACCCCUGCUCUGGAUGUUAUCCUGCAUGUGAGGGACAUGAGCCACUCCAACAUGGAACAACAGAGGCCAGAAUCUUGUCUACACUGCGAGGUCUGCAGCUGCGGUGUAGACAAGACACUCUUGAACUCCAUGUUGGAAGUUUACAACAAGAUGGAUCUGGUUCCUGGCUACAGCCUCCCAGGACCCUGCAUCCUGGCCGUGUGUCUGCACUCCUGGGCCAUGGGCUAGACAAGCUGAAGGCGACGCUGGAGGAAUCUGUUCUGCAGGCUACUGGCUGGCGGGGGCUCACCCUCUGUUUACAGCUUGGGAGACCCCAGCUCUGCAUGCUCCUCACAGAUGGUGCUGUCUCCCCACUUGUCAGCACUGCUUCCCAGCCUGCACCACCCUCUGCUCAUCACCAUGCACCACGCUGACAUCAGCAUGCUUCCCAGAAUGCACCACAGUGGUCCCUCUGCAACUGGCAGUACAAGGAGGCCAAGGUGCAGCAGGUGCAGGAGCUGCCCAAGACUGACACCGCCCACAUGACCGUUAUCAUUAGCAAAGACAACUAUGGCCGGUUCCGGAAGCUGUUUCCUGAGUGACAGCCUGGAGUGGGGUGUGGAUACAGCUUGUGGCCAUGAUGUUGUCUCGCCACUUUCUCCCUCCCAGCUGUUCCCUGAGUGACAACCAGGACCAGAUGUGGAUUCAGCUCGUGGGAGGGUGUUUGUGGAUGGCCCCAUGUAGUCCUGCCCCUUUCUCCCAGCUGAUUCCUAAGUGACAACUGCAUAGAUGGACUGAGGACUUGAUAUGGGAAGUCAUGGCCACAUCAUAGUCCUGUCCCUUCCUCCCUCCCAGACUGACUGAAAGCUCAUUAAAGUGGAAUUUGCACUUUGUUCCCUCUC
This is a messenger RNA of Alexandromys fortis (reed vole), 1503 nucleotides long. Its product is annotated as putative GTP-binding protein 6. Lineage: Eukaryota; Metazoa; Chordata; Mammalia; Rodentia; Cricetidae. Gene Ontology annotation, molecular function: GTP binding; ribosome binding. The record is from RefSeq and is a predicted model, not a curated record. Gene Ontology annotation, cellular component: cytoplasm. The transcript has 7 exons. Bases 457 to 1035 code for a protein of 192 amino acids.